GUGGAGAACAUUGCUACUAUCAGGGACAAAUUCGAGGAAAUCCUGUAUCAUUUGUUGCCUUGUCAACAUGCCAUGGACUUCAUGGGAUGUUCUAUGACGGAAAUCAUACAUACCUUAUUGAGCCAGAUGAAAACUACACUUCAGAUGAUGACUUCCAUUUCCACUCUGUUUACAAAUCCAAGUUGUUUGAAUUUCCCUUGGAUGACCUGCCAUCUGAAUUCUGGCAAAUGAAUACUACGUCGCAGAAGUUUGUUGUAAAACCAGGACACAAAAGAAGUAAAAGGCAGGUUCGCCAGAUUCCACGUAAAGUGGAAGAGGAAACAAAAUACAUCGAGUUAAUGAUUGUAAACGAUCAUCUAAUGUGUAAAAAGCACCGCUUAUCAGUUGGCCAUACAAAUAGCUAUGCUAAAUCAGUUGUCAACAUGGCAGAUUUAAUAUAUAAAGAACAACUUAACACCAGGAUAGUAUUGGUUGCCAUGGAAACCUGGGCUACUGAUAACAAGUUCACCAUAUCUGAAAACCCCUUGGUGACCCUACGUGAGUUUAUGAAAUAUAGGAGGGAUUUUAUCAGAGAGAAAAGUGACGCAGUUCACCUUUUUUCGGGGAGUCGAUUCCAGAGCAGUCGGAGUGGCAUAGCCCACACUGGUGGCAUCUGUUCCUUGCUUAAGGGUGGAGGUGUGAAUGAGUUCGGAAAACCAGACUUAAUGGCAGUUACUCUGGCACAGACUUUAGCCCAAAAUAUUGGCAUUUUCUCAGACAGAAGAAAACUAAUAAGUGGUGAGUGUAAGUGUGAGGACACGUGGUCUGGAUGCAUAAUGGGAGACACAGGAUAUUAUCUUCCAAGCAAGUUCUCCAAGUGUGAUAUUGAAGAGUAUCAUGAAUUUUUAAACAAUGGAGGUGGAGCUUGCCUUUUCAAUAAACCCACCAAGCUUCUGGAUCCUCCAGAAUGUGGCAAUGGUUUUGUGGAAGAUGGGGAAGAAUGUGACUGUGGGACUAUUGCAGAGUGUGCCAGUGAAGGAGGAGAGUGCUGCAAUACGUGCACCCUGACUGCAGGCUCCCAGUGCAGUAAUGGGCUUUGCUGCAGAAAGUGUCGGUUUGAACCUAAAGGAGUUUUGUGCCGAGAAGCAGUGAAUGAUUGUGAUAUUGCAGAGAACUGCACAGGAAAUUCCAGCCAGUGUUCUCCCAAUAUUCACAAAAUGGAUGGAUAUUCAUGCGAUAACAAACAGGGUAUUUGUUUUGGAGGAAGAUGUAAAACCAGAGACCGGCAAUGUAAAUAUAUUUGGGGUGAAAAAGUGACAGCUGCUGACAGGUACUGCUAUGAGAAACUGAAUAUUGAAGGGACUGAGAAAGGAAACUGCGGAAGAGACAAGGACUCUUGGAUACAGUGCAAUAAACAGGAUGUGCUUUGUGGAUACCUUCUAUGCUCCAAUAUAUCUAGUGUGCCCAGACUUGGAGAACUUGAUGGUGAAAUCACAUCAUCAGUCUUGCAGUUUGGAAAAGUAUACAAUUGCAGUGGUGGCCAUGUGAAGCUUGAUGAGGAGACGGACCUGGGCUACGUGGAGAAUGGGACGCCGUGUGGGCCGAACAUGGUGUGCUUGGAGCAUCGGUGCCUCCCCAGUGAAUCCUUCAACUUCAGCACCUGCCCAGGCACCACAGAAACCCAAAUUUGUUCAGGCCAUGGUGUUUGUAGUAAUGAAAUAAAGUGUGUCUGUGACCGAUUCUGGGGAGGAGAUGACUGCAGUUCCCGCAUCAAAGAUGAUAUGUUUUUUGAUAAAGUGGCCCUCAAUAAAGGUGUUGUUAGCACAAAUAUAAUAAUAGGGGCUAUUGCUGGCACCAUUUUAGUAUUGGCUCUCGUUUUAGGAAUAACUGGUUGGGGUUACAAAAAUUACAGAAGGCAGAGACAAAUACCCCAGGGAGAUUAUGUAAAAAAGCCUGGAGAGGCCGACUCUUUUUAUAGCGACAUGCCUCCUGGAGUCAGCACAAACUCUGCGUCUAGUUCUAAGAAGAGGUCGAAUGGAUUGUCUCAUUCCUGGAGUGAAAGGAUCCCAGACACGAAACAUGUUUCAGAUGUCUGUGAAAAUGGGAGACCUAGGAGUAAUUCUUGGCAAGGUAAUAUAGGAGGAAACAGAAAGAAAGUCAAAGGCAAAAGAUUUAGGCCACGGUCUAAUUCAACUGAGUAUUUAAACCCAUGGUUCAAAAGAGAAUAUAAUGUAGCUAAGUGGGUAGAAGAUGUGAAUAAAAACACUGAAGGACCAUACUUUAGGACACUUUCUCCUGCAAAGUCUCCGUCUUCAUCCACUGGAUCUAUUGCCUCCAGUAGAAAGUACCCGUACCCGAUGCCGCCGCUUCCUGACGAGGAGAAGAAAGCUAACAGGCAGAGUGCCAGGCUCUGGGAGACCUCCAUUUAGCUCCGCUCGUUCCCCAGGGUGACACCAGAACCGUUUGCUGCAGAUUUUGUAGGAACUCGGCGUCACUGAGUCGUUGCACAUUCAUCUGCUCUUCAGACAAUAUGAAAGACGAACAGACGCCGGCGAUCACGGUGACAACCUGCGCUCAUUUGGAAGGGAAAAAGCAGUCCUUUUUUGUUGACAAGGAUUUUAUGAAUUUGAUGUAAAGAACAACCAAAUCAUAAAAAUUAAGAAGGGAUAAUGGCUCUUCCGCAUGAUGACAAAUACAUUUAUAUAGAAUUACAGCCGCAGUCAAUUUACAAGUCCCAAGUAACAGCGGUUUUUCUUUGGUUUAAUGCAGUUUCAAAUUAGAGCAGAUCAGAAUUGAGAACAAGUGCUCUGAAGAGCGCAGCCGAUGUAAACAUGUACGCUGUAUGCAUGAACCUUGUGUUCUUUACUUUCCACAUGUAAGGGACAGACAACAUACUGUAGUAGAAAUUAGCAUGCAGGAGUAAGAAAUAUAGGAUUUUUGUGACAGGAUCUCGAGCUUUGAAAGACAAAUAUUUUACAUAAACUUCAAACGAACAAGGAUUAUAUCUUUUUUUUUUUAACCUUGUUUAUAAUCUCAGUAUACAGAUUGUAUAUAUGUAAACAUUUGAUAAUGUCAAAAAUAGCUGUUACACAUAAGUAUAUUUUGCCAAAUGCCUAAAGAAACAGUCAUGACUAACAUCACACGUCAAAUUUUUUAAUAUUAUGAGCAGACAACUUUGGAAAUACAGAAGAUACAGUACUGUAAAAGUGUGUCUCUUCAAAACUGGUGUUUGACCAAAAUCUACCCUAUCUUUUAAGUGAUUGACAAUCUCGGUUGUGUCAUGGAGUGCAGAAAUCAGAGUGCAGUGACUUUGUCUGAUACCAUCAUCAAAGGAACCAGCCAAAAUCCAUUGCUCAGUAUGAUGAGUAGUGUAGCCUCACACAGCUGUAACCGAGACUAGUUCUGCAGAUAGCAGAGAAAGAGUUUUUAACUACUGUUGAGUACAAACUUACUGGAAGUUUGGGAAUACUUGUAAGCAGGCAGUUCAGACCAUGGUGAUGUCAAGUCUUUUUUGGUGAGACUUACUGUAUAUAUUUGGUAAAGCAUUUCAGGCACCGUUUUAGAUGGCAAGGUGUAGCUUAUGAGAGGCAUGAUGAUUUCACUACACUAGAUGAUAAUACAAGCGCUAGGCAAGUAGCCAGUUUCUUUACUAUUUUUAAUUUAUCUUUGUUACUGGAAUCUCCUUUAGCAUGUGUUAGAAUGCUAUGCUGCCUGUCCUUGAAAUCCUCUUUACAAUUUAUUUGGGUCUUAAACUGAGUACAAAUGAAUUCAGCCAAAAAAAAAAAAAAAAAAAAAAAAAAGAUCCUGGAAACAACAUGCCUUUACCAUGGAAAUGCUGGUCUUGUGCAUAAAUGAGUGGUGUUAGUCUGACUGCCAGUGGUCCAUGUGUUAAGGGCUGAAUGAGAUGUUGCUCUUAAAUUUCUAAUACCUGAGACUUCUGAAGGAUAUUGUAAAGUAAAUAUGGUCUGUUGAUAGGAAAUCGGCAUUUGGUAAGAAAAAUGGGCAUAUUAAAUCAAUUUAUAAUUCUUCAGCUCUCCAGAAGUGACAAAUUCAUAGCCCCAGGUAGUAACAUUACAGAAUAAAACGUCUGUUUCUGUAAGAUUCAGUAGCAUACCUGGCCCAAUAGCUGGACGAACAAUUCGAUACUGUUAUGACAGGAACAUCCAAGGUGUUUCUGAAUCUUCUACCUCUUUCAUAUAUUUCCUUUAGUAAGUGGACCCAACACUUGCAGCCUUUUAAUAUAUUUUUUUUUUUUUUAACUUUUAUGUCUCUUGGUAAAGUCAAAUAUAUAUAAGGUUAAAUAAAAAAAAAAUUUAAACAUGUCAGCAGCUGUAAAGUAUGUAAGAUUUUUAGACGCACUGUAUUUUAUGAUUUAGACUGUGUGCUGAAUUAUAACAAAAUAUUGGCCUUGAAAUGAUUUCCUUCACAGUCACAAGGUUCUGGUAAGUAUUUAGGGGGAGGACAAAUGAGUGAGGACAGUUUGCAGACAGACCGUCUGGAAGGAGCCUGUCACUUCUCAUUGCUUUAGGGAAAAAAUCUGCACUUUUGUGAAGAGUAAAUAUCUGUCAGCACUGAAGAAUAUUUUUUUGCAAAGAUUUAAUUUGAAUGUAGGUAGCUGGAUUAAAGAUGGUUGGUAGUGUAUAGUUCAUGAAAUCAGGGCUGGAGCCAUAAUCACUUGAAGUCAAUAUAAGUCUUUUAUUGAUUUCACUGGACUUUGAACUGGACCCUCAACCCCGAUUAGGAAAUAUCACUAACCCAAUAGCCUCUAUGUUACUCUGUCACCUGGAAGCUGUUUUUUCCUUCCGUCUUAGUGUCUUGUCCUUAGUAACUGGACUGUUUAUCAUGUGCCUUUUAUGAUACUUUGUUUGAAUACAGAUUGGCAUGUAAUUUUGGAUAAUCCCAUUACAUUCUGUGGCUAUUUCAUGUUUACUAUCCUUUACUCGUCCCUAUCCCCUUUCCCUUGUCAAGAAGCAGCAAGAUUUGGGAGACAGAACUGAAUGUAACAUACUGGGCUGUUUGUGUAAUGUUUGUAGCUUGUUUUUAAAACAAGGCACUCUCCUGACUCUCUUUCAGUGAUGUACCACGUACUUUCAGCUUCUCUCUUGUUUUGGUAUCUUUCAUUCCUAGCAUUUGACGAUACAGCUAUGUGCUUACAUUAAUUUUAGCAGUCACUCUCACAUUUGGAGAUACGCAGUGACUGGAAGUCUAGUGAGUACUAACUUUAAAUUAAAUAAAUACUGAUUUUCACUUGGAUGAGGUCAAGAGAGUGAGAACAUCAUGAAACUUUGCCUUUUGCAAAAUUGUUCUGCAGGGAAUUUUGCACUGAGUUGGUAACUUGGAGACAUUAAGUUGUUGCGCAAAACCUGAACUUGUAGGGCUGUAUGAGCCUCUACAGCCAGUGGAUGUGAAAGAGAGAAGUUGUUUGGUGGUUACAUUCUAUGGUUUUCUACUUUUAAAAUGUAGUGUGUUUGAAAACUGCCAGAUUAGUAACCCUGGAGAUUGCAAAUAUUUUUAUUUAACCACAGUAGUUACAGUUAUAUUGGCAAUAGCAAUAUUAAAUUGCCAUGUAAUACCUCACCCAGUGUAAAAUGGUGUGUUUGUGUGGUCAGUAAGGUAGUUCAGUCAUGCUGACUCAUUCACAUUCAGACUUUUAUUUGCUGAUUUUAUUUUUAUUUUCCUAUUUUUAAUAAAUGAAGUUGUUCAUGGUUGUAAAUACCUGCUGAAAUGGGGAGGUCGUCAGUUCAUCUCCAACACAUUACAAGUAGUUGUCCAUGUUAGCAUAGGAUUUGCAGGAUGAGCUAUACUUACUUAAUGUAGUGUUGUGUAUUUCAGCAUGUGGGAGAAGAAUCUUGUAUAAUUUAAAAUAAUAUGAUUGACUGCUGGAGACAAAAAAAAAUAGAGAUUAUAUCCAAAUAAUAAUGCUGCAGUGUGAUACCACCAUUUUACAGUUAAAAGUUUACCUGCAUAGUCUGGAUUUGUUGAGAUGAGAACUUCAGUAAUCCAUACUGUAGAAUAUGUUUUGAUGAAUAUAUUUAGACGGUAUGCUAGAAAAUGGUUGUGAUUGAUAAUUUACAUGUAAAUUUGUUAUAUUACUGUUGUAAUAUAAAUAGUUUUAGUUUUUAAAGAAAUUGUUCAGUAAGUAUAUCUUUGCCUCAGUGUGAACUUGCAAGUCACUACUUGCCAAUUAUGUGAUUUGAAAUGUGACAUAUGUCUUUAAAGUUAGCCACUUCUAAAUGAUUUAAGAGUUUUGUUCUUGGUUUAUGAGAUCUUGAACCUGUUAAGCUGAUUCCCUCCAUUAAAUACUUUUGAUUGUACUAAUAAUCAAAUGGACUAUUGGGCUAUAGCCAGAAUCAAAAUAAGAAAAAAAUACCCAACUGUGUCAACAGCCAAUAUGUACCCAAGUCCUCUUAUCUGACUCACCAUUGCUGAUUUUAAAUGAACUGGAUUGUCCUGUCAACAUUAAUGCAAUGUCUGUUUUCAAAACCAGGGCUAAGAAUAGCUACAUAUGCUGUGACAAGUAUGUGUAUACUUCUGACCAAAUUUGCAAUCAUUUCACUGCUUAGUAUCGUGGCUAUAUGCAGCAUGUUUAAUGAUCCGUCAGGUUAUGAGAACGCAUGAUGUUUGCCUUUGCCAAUAGGACAUAAAGUAAACCAGUUAGGAGGCUCCACAGUCAGAUGGGAUAACAGGUUUGCUCCUCAGGCUUGCUUUGUCACCAAGUCCCGUACCCAGCUGUUGUAAAUAACCUUACCAAACUCCAGCUUGAAACUAGGCAAGCUCCUCUUCCCUUCCAUCUCCCUGCCCGCUCCCCCCUCCCCAGAAAGCAUUUCCUUGAAGGAUAGUUACAUCCACUAGGAGCAUUGUGUGAUUGCUAGUUAAGAUCAAGCUUAACCAGCUUCAAGAGAAGCUGAUGUUACAAAGGUGCUAUGAAGGUGGAAGCCUUUCCCCAUGAUGUCCUGGAUAAGGUCUUUCCAGUGCUGUUUACGGUGCUGUAAAUAUAUUUCUUGCCCUUGCUAGAGUGUAAGUAAUUGAUAGAGCCUCAUGUCUCAUUUGCAAUUUACACUAGUUCAGCAUUUGGUGUCUCAGUCAUCCUGUGUAAUUCUCAUCCUCUACCAUUUUCCAAGGAUGAGUCGCUUUAAUCACUGAGUCUGUUAACCUGAAAGCUGUGCUGUGUUCUCCUAUUUCCCCUAUUCUAAGUCUCAGGACCAUCUGUUUCUUCCUCUGAGCUAUCUGAAUAUCUGUGUCAUUAGCAAGCCCUGUGAGCCACACUUACCAACCACAGUGUGAGGCUGGUAACUCAUUUUUAAGAGCUUGAGCAUUCUGGUCUCUUAACUUAUCUUUUUGGCCCAGCAUAGACUGUCCCUCUGACUGCCGCUGCCCUGCUAUUUGCACUGCUUCUAAACCCUGUGACAUAUGUUGGGCAGUAUGAGAUUCGGCUUCCAUUUUGAUUUUGGCCUUUUCCCCGCAGACAAAUAUGUACAGUUUUAUUGUCCCAGGAUUGCAUGGUGGAGAAGAGUUCCUAUGUGGACAUAACUGUUAGACUAAUAGAUCAGGAAAGAAGAAAACAGUGAACUGAUUGUGAAGACAUAGUUGCAAGAUAAAAAGGACUCUCACGAUAUGCUAAGAAAUUAGAAUAUCUGCUGGUCCAUCUACACUAAAAAACUCCUUUGGGCUGAAUAUUUUCCAAGUUAAUUUAUGAAAAAUAUUUUUGGUGACUCAAGUAUGGAUCCUGAUGUAAACUUUGGCAAGAAGUAGCUCUCACGGCCAGCAGGUGGCAUCUUGUCAUUCCACAACCGUUUUCUUCAGCUAUUCAGAAGACAGUCAUCAACAUAAAUAUGGUAUCUGAGACAAGUAACCAAAACAAGCAGUGAAAAUAAGUUCGGAACACAGGAAAGUGUUUGUUCUCGCACACUUGAGAAGCUUUGUACCUGACUUUAAAAUUGGCCACGUCUGGUGUUUUAAAUCUCUAAAAUCAAAUCCACAUCAGUUACAAAAUCACUUUAGAUGAUCCAACUAAAAUCUGUUUAGAAAAUUUCUACUACGUAGACAGGCCAUAAUUACAAUAUUACUUAGACUGAGAUAAGGAAGAUUGGGGAAAAUAAGAGGAGAAAAGCAGUAAAAACAUUCUCUGAAAGGAGAAGAAUAGGUAUCUUAUACUAUUUUUAACUAUUAAAGCAUAAAAUUUCAAAGCAACAAGAUAACUUUUUGUUUCUGUAUUUCUCAAAUAAAAAGAAGUUUUGAUUAAAGAAAGAUUAACUUGAGGCCUUAAGACCUUAUAUAUUCUAACUUUAGCAUGCAGAGUCUAUUUUUACAACCAAAUUAGAAAUUCCUGUAUAUAGGCCUGACAGACCUUGUAAGUAGAGUGGUGCUAGCAGCUAAUCAUGCAAUAUUGUAAGGCUCUGUGUAACAGUAAAUACUGAUUUAUUUUGAUUAUUGGUACAAGGACUCCUGCUCACUGCCUGUGUAGAGAAUCUGCGUAUUUUAUGCUUGGAAAUAGAGUCCAGAACAUACUCAAACUGUGAAUAUAUAACCUGAUUUUUUUUCUUAAGGGUAAAGAUAUAUUACAAUAUGUAGUGUUUUAUAUAGAAUACAAUACUUAUUUUUAUUGUUGCAUAAAUGCAAAAUAUUUUUUUCAGAAUAGCAAGACAUUACAGAAUUUUUAAUCUGCUGGAGAAAACACUAUUUACAGUAUGACCAGUUCUUUCAGCAAAGCUUUGGGGGUAGAAUAUACCAGUUGGCUCUGCCAGCUUCAUUUUGUGCUAAUGUUGAUCUUGGGCAUUGCUGUAAGAAAAAGCUAUCUAUUUUUUCACUGAUGUUAGCCCCUAUUGGUAAAAUGUUUAGAGAGGUAAGGAGAAUCUUGUUUCACCACUGGGACCGGGCUAAUGUUAGCAAAAACAAUCAGUCUACAUCGUAUUGUUGUAUUUGCUAGUCAAAACCCUUUAAAAACUUUUACAUGACAAAAUAGAAACAAAAGAUUUUGACAAACACCAAAAUGAAGCAUUGCAAUUUACAACUUUGUAGCUUUGAGUGUGAUAUUUUUGUCAUAAACAUUACAGGCAUUGGGCUGUUGAAGUGAAUGAAUCUGGCUUUCAUGUAGCUAAACAAAACGUUGCUUUUUAUAAAUAAAACCAUUGUAAUUUGGGAUUCUAAAUUCCUGCUCACUUUUAAUAACAGCAUCACAAUAUCCACUUCUAUGAGAGUAUUUAAUACAAUGCCUGUGGUUUUCAAUGUAACUAACAUAUUGUAACAUCAGUAAAGUGACUUUCAAUGACAAA
This is a messenger RNA of Rhea pennata, 9251 nucleotides long. It is a transcript of the gene ADAM22, whose product is annotated as ADAM metallopeptidase domain 22. Gene Ontology annotation, biological process: proteolysis. The record is from RefSeq and is a predicted model, not a curated record. Lineage: Eukaryota; Metazoa; Chordata; Aves; Rheiformes; Rheidae. Gene Ontology annotation, molecular function: metalloendopeptidase activity. The transcript has 28 exons. The coding region runs from base 87 to 2408 and encodes 773 amino acids. Gene Ontology annotation, cellular component: postsynaptic density membrane.